Rattus norvegicus (Norway rat) is the source of this 1794-nucleotide messenger RNA. RefSeq names its product transmembrane protein 39b (gene Tmem39b). The transcript is spliced from 9 exons. Gene Ontology annotation, cellular component: endoplasmic reticulum membrane. Bases 103 to 1581 code for a protein of 492 amino acids. The record is from RefSeq and is marked provisional. Lineage: Eukaryota; Metazoa; Chordata; Mammalia; Rodentia; Muridae.
CCCGGUCGGGCUGCGGCGGUUAGUCCUCUCUCGGCCGCCGUCGCCUCCGACAUAUUGCCCGCAGGAGCUGCGGCGGCGAGCGGAGAGCGCCGGGGGAAGGAGAUGGGAGGACGAAGAGGUCCCAACAGGACAUCUUACUAUCGAAACCCACUCUGUGAACCAGGAUCGUCAGGGGCCUCCGGUGGAGGCCACUCUUCUAGUGCAUCCGUGAGCAGUGUCCGUUCUCGAAGCAGGACCACUUCUGGGACGGGCCUCUCCAGCCCUCCCUUGGCCGCCCAGACCGUCGUGCCUCUGCAGCACUGCAAGAUCCCCGAGCUGCCAGUCCAGGCCAGCAUUCUGUUUGAGCUCCAGCUCUUCUUCUGUCAGCUCAUAGCCCUGUUCGUGCACUACAUCAACAUCUAUAAGACAGUCUGGUGGUAUCCACCCUCACACCCACCCUCCCACACCUCCCUGAACUUCCACCUGAUCGACUUCAACCUGCUGAUGGUGACCACCAUUGUUCUGGGCCGUCGCUUCAUUGGGUCCAUCGUGAAGGAGGCUUCGCAGAGGGGGAAGGUCUCCCUCUUCCGGUCCAUCCUGCUGUUCCUCACCCGCUUCACCGUUCUCACGGCCACAGGCUGGAGUCUGUGCCGGUCCCUCAUCCACCUCUUCAGGACCUACUCCUUCCUGAACCUCCUGUUCCUCUGCUAUCCGUUUGGGAUGUACAUUCCGUUCCUGCAGCUGAACUAUGAUCUUCGCAAGACGAACCUCUUCAGCCACGUGGCUUCCAUGGGACCCCGAGAGGCAGUCAGCGGCCUGGCAAGGAGUCGGGACUACUUCCUGACCCUGCGGGAGACUUGGAAGCAGCACACACGACAGCUCUAUGGCCCAGAGGCCAUGCCCACCCACGCCUGCUGCUUGUCACCCAGCCUCAUUCGCAAUGAAGUGGAGUUCCUCAAAAUGGACUUCAACUGGCGCAUGAAGGAAGUCCUUGUCAGCUCCAUGCUGAGUGCCUAUUAUGUGGCCUUUGUACCUGUUUGGUUUGUGAAGAAUACACAUUAUUAUGACAAGCGCUGGUCCUGUGAGCUCUUCCUGCUGGUGUCCAUCAGUACCUCGGUGAUCCUCAUGCAGCACCUACUUCCUGCCAGCUACUGUGACCUGCUGCACAAGGCCGCUGCUCACCUGGGCUGCUGGCAGAAGGUGGACCCAGCUCUGUGCUCCAAUGUGCUGCAACACCCGUGGACGGAAGAGUGCAUGUGGCCACAGGGUGUGCUGGUGAAGCACAGCAAGAAUGUCUACAAAGCGCUGGGCCACUACAACGUGGCCAUCCCCUCUGACGUCUCCCACUUCCGCUUCCACUUCUUUUUCAGCAACCCUCUGAGGAUCCUCAACAUCCUUUUGCUGCUAGAGGGCGCUGUCAUUGUCUACCAGCUAUACUCCUUAAUGUCCUCCGAGAAGUGGCACCAGACCAUCUCCCUGGCCCUCAUUCUCUUCAGCAACUACUAUGCCUUCUUCAAGCUGCUCCGGGACCGCCUGGUAUUGGGCAAAGCCUACUCUUACUCAGCCAGCCCCCAGAGGGACCUGGACCACCGGUUCUCCUGAGUCCCAGGAUGAUCCUCCAGAGGAGACAACAUCCGGGCAUCACCCAGGGGCUUCCUGGCCAAGGGCUCUUGGGAUUGGGGGGAGGGGUGCAAAAAACAAAACAAAAAACAAACAAAAAAAUUAACCCACCAGAGCUUUGUAUUUUUGUUACGUACUGUUUCUUUCUUUGAUAAUUGAUGUGAUAAGAAAAAUGUCUUAUUUUUAUACUCUGAA